Molecule: messenger RNA, 3525 nt
Organism: Nannizzia gypsea CBS 118893
Lineage: Eukaryota; Fungi; Ascomycota; Eurotiomycetes; Onygenales; Arthrodermataceae
Product: pyruvate carboxylase
Exons: 4
Coding region: 1-3525 (1174 amino acids)
Biological process (GO): gluconeogenesis; pyruvate metabolic process
Cellular component (GO): cytoplasm
Molecular function (GO): metal ion binding; pyruvate carboxylase activity; ATP binding
Source: RefSeq, a predicted model, not a curated record
AUGGCGCCAGCUCCUGUACCAAUGCCAGACGUCAAUGUCACGGCUGUCCGCGAGGACGCCGUCGAGGACGAUGUCAUGGAAGACCACCACCCGUCCAACUUCCAGGACUCCGUCCACAGCCGGCUCCGGGCCAAUUCCUCCAUCAUGCAGUUCCAGAAGAUCCUCGUCGCCAACAGAGGAGAGAUCCCCAUCCGCAUCUUCCGCACAGCCCACGAGCUCUCCCUACAGACCGUCGCCGUCUUCAGCUACGAGGACCGGCUCAGCAUGCACCGCCAAAAGGCCGACGAGGCCUACCAGAUCGGUAAGCGUGGCCAGUACACACCCGUCGCUGCCUACCUGGCCGGCCAGGAGAUCGUCAACAUCGCCUCGCAGCACGGCGUCCAUCUCAUCCACCCGGGCUACGGCUUCUUGUCCGAGAAUGCUGAGUUUGCCCGCGCCGUCGAGAAGGCCGGCAUGGUCUUCGUCGGUCCCACGCCCGACACCAUCGACAGACUCGGUGACAAGGUCUCUGCCCGAACCAUCGCCAUGGAGUGCAAGGUCCCCGUCGUGCCCGGCACCCCCGGCCCCGUCGAGACCUUCGAGGCCGUCAAGUCCUUCACCGACGAGUACGGCUUCCCCAUCAUCAUCAAGGCUGCCUUUGGCGGCGGUGGCAGAGGCAUGCGUGUCGUCCGCGACCAGGAGUCGCUGCGUGACUCCUUUGAGCGUGCCACCUCCGAGGCCAAGACUGCCUUUGGCAACGGCACCGUCUUCGUAGAACGCUUCCUCGACAAGCCAAAGCACAUCGAGGUCCAGCUGCUCGGAGACAACCACGGCAACGUUGUUCACCUAUACGAGCGUGACUGCAGUGUCCAGCGCCGUCACCAAAAGGUCGUCGAGCUUGCUCCGGCCAAGGAUCUCCCCAUCGACGUCCGUGACAACAUUCUCGCCGACGCCGUCAAGCUCGCCAAACAUGUAAACUACCGCAAUGCCGGUACCGCAGAGUUCCUUGUCGACCAGCAGAACAGAUACUACUUCAUCGAGAUCAACCCCCGUAUCCAGGUCGAGCACACCAUCACCGAGGAGAUCACCGGUAUCGAUAUCGUUGCUGCCCAGAUCCAGAUCGCUGCUGGUGCUACCCUCGAACAGCUCGGCCUCACCCAGGACCGCAUCUCCAUCAGAGGAUUUGCCAUCCAAUGCCGUAUCACCACCGAGGACCCCACGAAGGGCUUCCAGCCAGAUACCGGCAAGAUCGAAGUCUACCGCUCUGCAGGUGGUAACGGUGUCCGUCUCGACGGUGGUAACGGCUUUGCCGGCGCCAUCAUCACCCCCCACUACGACUCCAUGUUGGUCAAAUGUACCUGCCAUGGUUCCACAUACGAAGUCGCACGCCGAAAGAUGCUUCGUGCUCUCGUCGAGUUCCGCAUCCGUGGCGUCAAGACAAACAUCCCAUUCUUGGCCUCGCUGCUCACUCACCCUACCUUCAUCGACAGCCAGUGCUGGACCACCUUCAUCGACGAUACCCCAGAACUAUUCUCCCUCAUUGGCUCUCAGAACCGUGCCCAGAAACUGCUUGCGUACCUUGGUGAUGUUGCCGUCAACGGAAGCAGCAUCAAGGGUGACCAUGAGGGAUGGAAGAGGAUCAUCGACGAAAAGGGUCCCGUUGCCUUUGCAAAGGCUGUCCGUGAGAACAAGGGAUGUCUCAUUAUGGACACUACCUGGCGUGACGCCCACCAGUCUCUGCUGGCCACCAGAGUCCGUACCGUUGACUUGAUCAACAUUGGCAAGGAAACCAGCUAUGCCUUCAGAAACGCAUACAGUCUGGAGUGCUGGGGUGGUGCUACCUUUGACGUCUCCAUGAGAUUCUUGUACGAAGACCCCUGGGACAGACUGAGAAAGAUGAGAAAGGUGGUUCCCAACAUCCCAUUCCAGAUGCUGCUUCGUGGUGCCAACGGUGUUGCAUACUCUUCCCUCCCUGACAAUGCCAUUUACCACUUCUGCAAGCAGGCAAAGAAGUAUGGUGUUGAUAUCUUCCGUGUCUUCGACGCCCUCAACGACGUCAACCAGCUUGAGGUUGGUAUGAAGGCCGUAGCCGCCGCCGGUGGUGUUAUCGAAGCCACUAUCUGCUACUCGGGAGACAUGCUUAACCCCAAGAAGAAGUAUAACUUGGACUACUACCUCGAUCUGGCCGACAAGAUAGUAGCCCUCGGCACUCACAUCCUCUGUAUCAAGGAUAUGGCUGGUGUCCUCAAGCCCCAGGCUGCCACCUUGCUCAUCGGAAGCAUCAGGAAGAAGUACCCUGACCUCCCCAUCCACGUCCACACUCACGACUCCGCCGGUACCGGUGUUGCCUCCAUGGUUGCCUGUGCCCAAGCAGGCGCUGAUGCCGUUGACGCUGCCACCGACAGCAUGUCCGGCAUGACCUCCCAGCCCAGCGUAGGCGCCAUCCUUGCCUCGCUCCAGGGCACCGACCAGGACCCCAAGCUCGACAUCCCCAAUGUCCGCGCCAUCGACACCUACUGGGCCCAGCUCCGUCUCCUCUACUCGCCCUUCGAGGCUGGCCUCGCUGGACCCGACCCAGAGGUCUACGAGCACGAAAUCCCCGGUGGUCAGCUUACCAACCUCAUUUUCCAGGCCCACCAGCUUGGCCUCGGUGCUCAAUGGCUCGAGACCAAGAAGGCUUAUGAACAAGCCAACGAUCUCCUUGGAGACAUCGUCAAGGUCACCCCUACCUCCAAGGUCGUUGGUGAUCUAGCUCAGUUCAUGGUCUCCAACAAGCUAAGCCCAGACGACGUCGUUGCCCGCGCCGGUGAGCUUGACUUCCCCGCCUCCGUCCUCGAGUUCCUGGAGGGUCUCAUGGGUCAACCCUACGGUGGAUUCCCUGAACCUCUCCGCUCCAAGGCUCUUCGUGACCGCCGAAAGCUUUCGGACCGUCCUGGCCUCCACCUGGAGCCUCUUGACCUAGUCAAGAUCAAGGCCGAGAUCAAAGAGAAAUUCGGCAGUGCUACCGAGUGCGAUGUUGCCAGUUACGCCAUGUACCCCAAGGUCUACCAGGACUACCGCAAGUUCGUAGCCAAGUACGGUGACCUUUCCGUUCUGCCAACGAAAUACUUCCUUGCCAGACCUGAGAUCGGUGAAGAAUUCAGCGUUGAGCUCGAGCAAGGAAAGGUGCUUAUCCUGAAACUGUUGGCUGUGGGUCCUCUGUCCGAGCAGACCGGUCAGCGAGAGGUCUUCUACGAGAUGAACGGUGAAGUCCGACAGGUUUCCGUAGAUGAUGUUCUUGCUACCGUUGACGACACCAGCCGCCCCAAGGCCGAUGCUAGUGACAGCAGCCAGGUUGGUGCGCCAAUGAGUGGUGUCGUAGUUGAAAUCCGAGCCCAUGAGGGUGUUGAGGUGAAGAAGGGAGACCCAAUUGCUGUUCUCAGCGCCAUGAAGAUGGAAAUGGUCAUCUCUGCGCCUCACCACGGAAAGAUUGCUAGUCUACAUGUCAAGGAGGGAGAUUCUGUCGACGGCCAGGACCUCAUCUGUAAAAUGACCAAAGCUUCUUAA